UGUUGUCGCAGCGCGUAUAAAAAGCCGCGCCUCGGGGACCUACCAUGCACUCAUCCCAUAGUGUGCAAUACAGCAACAACACAGGUGAAAAUGGUUUCCAAAAGUAUCGUCGCUUUGGCUGCGUGCGUCGCAAUGUGCGUAGCCCAGCCAGUGGAGAAGAUGCCUGUGCUGAAGGACCAACCCGCUGAAGUCCUCUUCCGGGAGUCUCAGGCCACCGUUCUCGAAUGUGUUACCGAGAAUGGCGAUAAAGAUGUCAAAUAUUCUUGGCAAAAAGACGGCAAAGAAUUCAAAUGGCAGGAACACAAUAUCGCCCAGCGCAAAGACGAAGGCAGCCUGGUCUUCCUCAAGCCCGAGGCUAAAGAUGAAGGCCAAUACAGAUGUUUCGCUGAGUCGGCCGCCGGAGUCGCCACCUCCCACAUCAUCUCCUUUAGAAGGACCUACAUGGUCGUACCUACUACUUUUAAGACUGUAGAAAAGAAACCGGUAGAAGGGUCAUGGCUCAAACUUGAGUGCAGCAUCCCCGAAGGUUAUCCUAAACCUACUAUUGUAUGGAGAAAGCAGCUUGGUGAAGACGAGAGUAUAGCAGAUUCUAUACUGGCACGUCGUAUUACACAAUCUCCAGAGGGAGACCUGUACUUCACGAGCGUCGAGAAAGAAGACGUAAGCGAAAGCUAUAAAUACGUUUGCGCUGCUAAGUCACCGGCUAUUGAUGGGGAUGUCCCUCUUGUUGGAUACACUAUUAAAAGCUUAGAAAAGAAUACAAAUCAGAAAAACGGUGAGCUGGUCCCGAUGUACGUCAGUAAUGAUAUGAUAGCUAAGGCCGGAGACGUUACUAUGAUCUACUGCAUGUAUGGUGGAGUCCCAAUGGCUUACCCCAACUGGUUCAAAGACGGUAAGGACGUGAACGGCAAACCGAGCGACCGCAUCACCCGCCACAACAGAACCUCCGGCAAAAGACUGCUCAUCAAGGAGACGCUGCUCGAAGAUCAGGGCACUUUUACUUGCGACGUGAACAACGAAGUCGGCAAGCCACAGAAACAUUCCGUCAAACUUACCGUAGUCAGUGGACCCAGAUUUACGAAGAAACCAGAAAAGCAAGUCAUCGCUAAGCAGGGCCAGGACUUUGUAAUCCCCUGUGAAGUAUCCGCCUUACCGGCCGCCCCUGUCUCCUGGACGUUCAACGCCAAGCCCAUCAGCGGCAGCCGCGUGGUAGCCAGCCCGAGCGGACUGACCAUCAAGGGCAUCCAGAAGUCUGACAAGGGUUAUUAUGGCUGCCAGGCUCACAACGAGCACGGAGAUGCCUAUGCUGAGACGCUCGUGAUUGUUGCUUAAGUUAACAAUAAACAAUACUGUUAACCGUACGUAGUGUUAAAUAAUACAAAUAUAUGUAUUUUACAAUAAGA
Manduca sexta (tobacco hornworm) is the source of this 1403-nucleotide messenger RNA. Its product is annotated as hemolin-like. The record is from RefSeq and is a predicted model, not a curated record. Gene Ontology annotation, cellular component: plasma membrane. NCBI's taxonomy places the organism in Eukaryota, Metazoa, Arthropoda, Insecta, Lepidoptera, Sphingidae. Bases 91 to 1332 code for a protein of 413 amino acids. The transcript has 6 exons. Gene Ontology annotation, molecular function: protein binding. Gene Ontology annotation, biological process: cell adhesion; axon guidance.